GGAAGUAGUGACGAUUCGCCCAAGACAAAUUAUAGACAAGGCGGCCGCUAUUGGGGACGUACAGAAAUACAUGGCGAAACGGGCAGACGGUAGGCGGCAGGCGCGGGCGCCGACCGGCCACACAAACUAAAAUUACCCGCCGGGGAUCGAGUGACGUGACAACAGUGAUCUAUUAGUUGGUGAUGUGUCGAAAUGUUCAAGUGAUUUCCAACAAAAUGCGCCAGAACUGAAGGUGCAAGGAAGCGAUUUAUAGCUGAAGUCCUCCAAAAUGAAUCCACCGCCAGCUUUGUUCAGCGCUAUGGGUAGGGAGCGAAAGCCUUUCACCUAUACGCCAGGAGGGCUCGAUCUUUCAGAAAUCAAAUCUGAACGUAUGGCACAAAGACUGAUGAGGAAUGCAAUGAAUCAAGGAGUGCCGGAAACGCCAGCAAAUUCCUUAAAGUCUCCACCGGCUACAGGAAUUCCGACAGCUAUUCCAAACUUCAAUUGUUUACCAGUGCAAGUGUUUCCUUCAUUUCAACUUCCAGCCAAUCCAAAGUCCUUACUUAGGACAAGAAGUAACCCGGAUGGAUCAAGAGAAACGCAAAAACCAUAUCGUCCAAUCAAUGAAAAUAUAGAAUCAAAUGUAAACAAACAUGAUAUUAAUAGAUUCAGUUAUCCAAAUGGCCAUGAAAGAUUUGAGACAAAUUCCAUGCAUCCAAAACAAAAUACAGCUGACAAUUAUUGCACUUUACCAAAGACAAACUUGAAUAGUAUAUGUAAAGAUGCAAUAAUAUACGAGAAGCCAUAUACAUUUGAAAACAAUGAUUGUGACAUAAAAGACACUGUACAACAAGAGAGUAAUAUACUAGCAUUUAGAAAUGGUGAAAAUAUAAAAAGUGAUUUAAUUGAUUAUAAUACAAUCAAUAGUGAACAAAAUGCAAACAAAGAAGAAAAUAAUUUCGGUGACACCUCUGAAAAUGAAAAACAACAGGAGGAGACAACAGUAACUAAAUCCAGCACAAAAACAGAAAAUGAGGUACACAGCCAAAAUGGAGACACGGAAACCGCUAUUGUAGUGAAAUUGCCUACCAAGAAAUCUGCAGCCAAAACAGAAACAAAAGUUGAAGUUGUACAAAAAACUUUACCAGAUGGUUCUGUACAAGAAAUAAAAACUACAACUACGCGAACAACAGUUGACGGAAAGACAGAAAUUGCAACAAAAACUGAGACAAAAACAAUUUCAAAGGAAGAGACUGAUGAGGAAACUUACGAAGAAGAAGAAGAAGAAAUCGAAGAUGAAAAAAAAUCAACAACAGAAAACGAAACUGUAGUUAAAGAAACAACAAAACAAAAUGGAGAAAUUAUCAAACAAGAAGAAAAAUCUGAAACAAGUACCACUACUACCAAAAAAGUAGUAGUAAUACAAUCCGAUGCCCAAGAAUCUGAAGAAGAAGCUGAAGAAGUUGAAGAAGAGGAAGAAGUUGAAGAAGAAGAGGAAGAAGUUGAUCAAAACGUAGAAGAAGUUGUUGUUAUUAAGAAACAGGAUACUACAAAGAGUGUGUCUGACGAUUCUGAAGAGAAAGAAAGUAAAAAAGAAGAGGUUCAAAAUGAAGUAGAUAAUCAGUCAGAAGAAGAGUGUGAAGUUGAGGAAGAGGACCAGAAAGUUAAUGACAUCGAGUUAAAGGAUAAACAUUUGUCUGGAGAGGAAGAUGAAGAAGAAGAAAAGGACGAAAACGAGGGAAAAUGUGAAAAUGCCGAAGUUGAAAAUGUUGAGGAGGAAAAUAAAGAACCAGCCAAUUCUAGCGAUGAUAUAAAUAAAGAGGUUACGGACACAGCUGAUCAAAAUACAACCACUACCACUUCCAGUAAUAAUGUGGAAGAAACAGUAAAAAUUGAGACAAAGUCAGAAGAAAUAAUUAUUCCCAUUAAGACUGAAUCCAAACCAAUACGCACUGAAGUACUAAGAGAACCUAAUGUCCCACUAGAAAAAGUUGAGGAAGUAGAUAUUAAACCAAUUGGUGCCCCUGCACAAGAAAUAAUAACAAAAUCCACUAAAGAAAUUAUUUCCACUACAACUGACAAUCCCUCAGCACAUAGUACUGAAACUAAGUAUAAUGUAAUAGAAAAUAUUGUAACUGUUAACCGAACAACUAAAACAUUAGACCAGGCUUAUGAGCUACCUGGAGAAUAUACAAUCCCAGUCGUAAAAACUUCUCUUAUUCCUGAACGUUCUGGAAUUUUGCCACCACCGCCUCCAAUAUUCAACAGAACAUACCAAACUAGUUAUUCCAAAGAACCAACAACAGAAAGGCGCCAUAGUUUGCUGUUAGAAAGACUUAGCGUGGAACGUCAACUGCCUACUUCAAAUAUUUACCAAACUGAUAAUACUUAUACCAACCAUACCUAUGACGCUGGGCAACUGGGUGGUGAGCCACAGUCGGAAAUCGUUAUCGAAAACAAUGUAAAACCGAGUAUGGUAAACAAAAAUCAACAAUGGUAUUCAAGAAAGGAUAGCUACGAUUACGCUACAACUGGAAGCUCAAUACCAAGCCAACAAUGGAAUCAACCCCAAACACAACCAAAACCACAGACACCAACUCAGUAUCAACCUCAACCUCAAUACCAAUCUCAACCGCAAUCACAGUUUCAAUCUCAACCGCAGUAUCAACCACAAUCACAGGCACAGUACCACUCACAAUACGAGUAUACACCUCAAGGUCAAAGUUACCAUCAGUCUAUUAAUCAACAAACACAGUAUUCACCUCAGCCUCAAUCACAACCUGCAUUUAACGACACUUACAAGUCAUCCGUUCAAAACAAUUACAGCCAAAACACCUACUCAUCUUACACUCCUAAGCCAAGCUGGGUUAAUAGCACCGUAGAUCCUAAGCCUACAUCACUAUCAAAUCAGUAUUCAUAUGACUCAGAAUCGUAUCAAAAGUCAACACAAAAUCAAAACUCCUACGUACCACCUCCUUGGGAGCAAGAUUCUGGUUACCCUAAUAACUUCAGUCAGAACACUUAUCAGCCCCAAACUCCAACAACACCUCUUCCUAAGCCAACACCAUCAUGGAAAGCACCGACCAAUAAGUUUUCAAAGCCCAAAACGUCGUACGUACCACCUGCACCUAAUCAAUCGUUCGUAAAGCCAGUAUCCGCCACUGAUCCCCCCAAAAUAUCUGGUCGUAAAACAUAUUACAGCGAAUAUGAAAGACGGUACAUCACCGUGCCGGAAUCGACUUAUAUCCCUACUGAAACCAAGUUCCAAGCUCAGCCUGAUGCUUCCCCCAAAUACUAUUACGAUCAGAAUGAGCCCACAGAAACCGUAGAACCACAAUGGCGUAAGGAAUUGAGAGAGUUCACUGAGAAAACUCAAACUAGCUCACACACCACAGAGACGUCCGUUCGUCCUCCUUGGGAGGAGGAUCCGAAAUAUGUGACUUCCUCCGAACAGACAAACACGAGGACUUGGAGCCAAACAUUGAGGCCGCGUUCCUUCAGGGAAAGAAGUAUUGAAUCUGACUACACAACAACAACAGCAAAGGAAUGGUCGAAAUCUAACAGCCUGGGCCGCGGCAGACCUCAAAGCUCCUACGUGAACAACUUGAAGAGGAUCCCGGAAAGAACCAGGGGAGUUUCCGUAGACAGAUACAAUCCAAAUGUGUACCAGUCUCCAAUUAUGGGAGAGCAUCCGCCAGUCCAGAGCCAGACCUUGGACCCAACGAUUCACCCCAAGCCUCACUACCAACACAACCCGAAUGUACCAGCAUACCAUAACCGUGCUUCUGCUGAACCUAGAGAGCAACCAGCGUACAGACAGCCGAAAUGGGACUCGCACGCCCCGCCAGUCCAGUCCAGGUCCUUCAAAUACCUCCAAUGGAUCACAGGAACCGAAGAUUAGACGAAAUCGAAAUUUUAAUCUCGAAAAUUGGCAAUCUAUUAAUUUAAUGUGAUAUUCUACUUACUAACCUAGUCAAUGUUGUUCUCUCUAGUCGCAGCAUACUGAUGCAUUUCUGUUACAUUUUUAUUACGUAGUUUAUUUUUAACUCUAUUAUCACUCAAGGUCGUAAUAAAGUCGUUUUGAAUUUGGAAUUCAAUAUUGUUUUUUCUUAACUGCCAGUUGUAAAUAUUAUGACGGGAGGAUCGAAAUUCAAAUUUGGACCUGAUUUUGAGUGAUGCAACCUCUUUUCGUUUAUUGUAUCAAGUGUAGUGUGGAUCAUAACGUGUUUUUGUCAUGAAAACAUUUUUUAUGUUCACAUCUCUACCCGUUAGUUUUAGUUCUAAACAUAAUAAUAUUCUUAUUAACAUGUCAAUACUUAUACAUAUAGAUAGAGUUUAUUCCGAAAUACACUCCAGCGAUUAAGUAAGAAAUUAUUAUACCAUAUUUAUUUAUAUCAAUUAUACAAAAUAUAAUAACGGGCACACUACACA
Aricia agestis (brown argus) is the source of this 4410-nucleotide messenger RNA. Its product is annotated as mediator of RNA polymerase II transcription subunit 15-like. Lineage: Eukaryota; Metazoa; Arthropoda; Insecta; Lepidoptera; Lycaenidae. The transcript is spliced from 4 exons. The record is from RefSeq and is a predicted model, not a curated record. The coding region runs from base 269 to 3880 and encodes 1203 amino acids.